UCUCUCUCUCCCGCGCUUGCUUCCAAGUUCCAUUUAAGAGUAUUAAGCGAGAGAUAGGAAGAGACAACUCUGCAGCUAGGAAGGAAUUCAAGAUCAUACCCAUCUUCCCUUUCCUUUUUCACAGACUUUGAAGGUUUUUUGUUCUGAGAGUUUCUGUCUUGGUUCGUACAUUCUCAACUCAUUCUGGCCGACAGGGCUAAGAGUAAGAUCAGCAGUUCCAACUUCACAUCGAUUUACUAUGGCUUUUUGGGGAGUUGAGGUGAAGCCUGGGAAACGUGUCUUUUCUAACUCAGAUGGUAAAAGACUUCGAAUUACUCAGGCGUCUUUGGGGAUUGGCAAUGCGACGGAAAAGACCAUUGUCCAAUGUAGUGUUGGGAGGAAGAGGAGACCAAUUAUCCUGUGUGCUUUGGUACCAUGUAAAGUUGAGUCAUGCCGUUUGGAGUUGGAGUUCGACGAGGUACACGACUUGAUCUUCUCAGUGAUCGGCCAGCAAAGUAUUCAUUUGACGGGUUAUUUUGUCCGUGACGAUAAACCUAUUUUUCUUGACAGUGAUUCAGAUCGAUAUGGAAUCAACAUUGAAGAUAGUGAAGGGCAUUCUUAUAACUCUGAAGAUGACGAAUACGAAGAUAGUUUUAUUGAUGAUAGCGAGCUACCAGUUUCGCCACCUUCCCCGAUAAGAAAAAAGAAGACUAAGAAACCUAUGUUUAGACGGCUCAAGAAGAAGUUUGAUGUUGAGUUUGAUCAAAAUGAUUGGUUGAUCGAGAGCAAAGAUGAAGCUGUUGGCAGCCAUGACUGUGAACUGAAGGAAAACGAAGAUGUAAUUGAGGCAAGUUGUCAACAACGAAGUCUAAAAAAUAGAGGUGUUGUUGGAGAUGAUGGCACACACUCAGCUCAGAACGUGUGUGAUCACAUUCAACCGAAUGACUCAACAAAUAUUUGUGAAGGUGAUUUGGAAUCGAAGAAGGUGGAUGAUAUAGGUGGAUUGAUGGGGUCUUCAGCUGAGGUUGCAAAUUUGAAGACAGCGAUUGAAGUCGUGAUGAUAAAUCAAGGACUUGAUAUAUCUAAUAAGAAGGAUAUACCGACAGAUCAUGAUGAAGCAAUGAUUGAUGCUGAUUUUAACAUUGUACAUGACACACUUCCCAUGGAUACUCCGUCCAAGUCCAAGAAGAGGACUUUGGAGCAAAAAAAAAUAUCUACAAGUAAAAUAAAUAAAUCACAAGUAAAAGUGGAAGGUAGUUCUGGUACAAGCAUAUGCGAUAUGGUUCAGAAUGAAGGGAAGGUAAUUGUGUAUGAGCCAAAUGAGGAAAAGGUGGUCGGGUACAAGCAGGAUGAUGUAGUUGAAAAGCGAUGUGAAGCACAGUCUUUACCGAAUGGGUUGAUUAUUGAAGAAUUGGCGAAGAGAGAUCCUAAAGGAAAAUUAGCUCUACAAGGGAGAAAGGUCAGAAUUCAUUUCACUGCGAUGUUGAAGGAAAAGUAUUUGAACGCUGACAAAAAUCCUUGCAAAUUUCGCCUAGGUGAUGAAGAAGUAAUGCAUGGUUUUAAUAUGGGCAUUGAUGGUAUGAAUGCAGAAUUUUGUUUUGGAGAAGAAGGAUUUGGCACAAGUGUACCUCCAAACUCAUGGCUGGUAUAUGAGGUUGAAUUGUACACAACAAGUGCAGAUAUCAAUCUAGCGGGUGUUGUACCGUUAUAUGAUUGGUUUUGGUUCUUCUGUGAUAGCAUUUUAUUAUUGCAGAUUGGCCAAGGAACUUACAGUAGCGUGUACAAGGGUCGUGAUCUGCUGCAUAAUAAAGUUGUUGCUCUAAAAAGAGUACGCUUUGAUAAUAUGGAUCCUGAAAGUGUCAAAUUUAUGGCAAGGGAGAUUCUGAUUUUGCGAAAGCUUGAUCACCCAAAUAUAAUUAAACUGGAAGGCUUGGUUACUUCAAGAACAUCUUCUAGUUUAUAUCUCGUCUUUGAAUAUAUGGAGCAUGAUCUCACUGGACUUGCAUCACUUCCAGGCGUUAAGUUUACAGAACCACAGGUGAAGUGUUAUAUGCAGCAGCUGCUGAGUGGACUUGAUUAUUGUCAUAGUCAUGGUGUCCUGCACCGAGAUAUUAAGGGUUCAAAUCUCUUAAUUGACAAUCAUGGCAUCUUGAAGAUUGCAGAUUUUGGCUUAGCAAGUUAUUUUGAUGAUCAUCAGAAAGCUCCAUUAACAAGCCGCGUAGUGACACUUGGAGAAAGCUCCAUUAAAGCUCCAUCAGUAGACUUAUGGAGUACUGGCUGCAUACUUGGAGAAUUGUAUGCUGGCAAGCCCAUCAUGCCUGGUAGAACUGAGGUGCUAGAAAGAAGUAAAGGACUAAGUAAAGAUGAGAUGAUCUUAAGGUUGGGCAAUGGCAAGGUCGUUUCUGCGAAAGAUAUGGGAUUUGUGAACAUCGUCAUUAGUGAUCGUGAUCGGAUCGCAUUAACACUCUAA
Molecule: messenger RNA, 2449 nt
Organism: Sesamum indicum (sesame)
Lineage: Eukaryota; Viridiplantae; Streptophyta; Magnoliopsida; Lamiales; Pedaliaceae
Source: RefSeq, a predicted model, not a curated record